AUGCGCCUUGCUUCCCUACGACUUCGUCAGUCAGCCAGAAUUGCGUCUUAUCGACGUCCCAGUGCAUCUCCGGCCGCAUCAUCCACCACCAAUUUAUACGCAACUUAUCCUUUCGUAUGCCAGGCCAGUAUCAAUGCCGCGCCAACGCAUUACGUAAAAUCGGACACUACGGGUAUAGUUGCAGGUGUUGCUGUAGUUGGCGCGUUGAUUGGUGUGGGUAAGAUGAUUUGGAGUGCUUCGUCAUCGUCAUCUAGCGAAACAAAGUUGCCUGCGAUUCAGGAUAUAUCCCAGGCAGAAAUUGCUCUAUUCUUCACGGAGCUUUUGACUGGGGUUGACGAUCUUUUCAAAGAACUACCAAAGAUUGAAAGCGCCUUACGUAAUUAUCUAAAAGACAACAACCAUGAGGUUAGCGACGCUGAGUUCCAGCAAGCGAUACUGUCGCAGCUUUAUCAAAUGAUGGAAGGUCUCGAGCAACAGGUUGUUGAAAAGCGCAAGUGGAGCCACAAAAGUCUUGAAAUUGCGCUAGAUAAGUAUGCACAAGAUGCUGAAAUUCUUAAGCUACAGGAAGACCUCAAUGCUCUCAUGCGAACUGUGUUUCCAUCACCUGUAGAGGUCCCUGAUGAUCUGACUGCCGACAAGACGCUGGCUAUUUUAAAAGAAAUGGUGGCUGGCAUGGAGAAGGCAAUGGCUGACAUGCUUGCUCACGCUCGUGCCGAAGGUAUCACCGAUGUGGAAAAGGCUAUGGAGGAAUUUCAAAGUUUAUACUUAGAGCACGUUGAGUCGAUGACACAGGCUCAAAUGAAGGCUCAUGGAAUUUCGCAACAGGUUUUUGCGACGGCCUUGCAAAAGUAUCACACUGAAGAUGAGCAAUUUCGGAAGCAGGUGGAGCAAAUUUACACUCAGCAGGCAGAAGCCUUUAGGAAAAUGGGUGUACCUGUUGAUACCCAGUAG
Molecule: messenger RNA, 951 nt
Organism: Plasmopara halstedii
Lineage: Eukaryota; Oomycota; Peronosporomycetes; Peronosporales; Peronosporaceae
Exons: 5
Coding region: 1-951 (316 amino acids)
Source: RefSeq, a predicted model, not a curated record